AUGGGGGAUGUUUCGGUCCCACCUUCUGAUCCUACCCGUAUCUCGGUUUUCGAUCGACUUUCACAUCUUGGUAUUGAUGUUGCGGAUAAUGUGCCUUUGGGUUCGGAGAAUCUGGCCAGAGAAAAGUUAAAUUUUGCCAAAGCUGUGGGACAAGCGACUGACACAAUGUUAAACUUCUACCCUUUAGUGGAUAAGAAUCAGGUGAGUGUGAAAAUACCUAUUGAAUUGGCUAAGGAAACUGCUAAAGCGUAUAACUCGGUUUUGUAUGGAUAUUUUCUGGGUCCGCGCAUACCGUUUCACUUGGUGAAAAAUUACGUCAAACUGGCAUGGGGAAAAUAUGGUUUUAAAGAUGCUAUGCUGAAUGAAAAUGGUAUUUUCUUUUUUAAGUUUAAUGAUAUUGGUGGAUGUGAUCAAGUAAUUGAUGCAGGCCCGCUAAUGAUAAGAGGCAUACCUCUUUUUGUUCAUCGAUGGGAUCCUUCUAAGGGGUUACGGAAACCUGUUCAUACCUCAUGCCCGUUAUGGGUAAAAUUGCACAACAUCCUCUUGGUUGCUUUCAAUAAAGAGGGUGUCAGUCGCAUCGCUAGUGUGUUGGGGGUUCCGAAGCAAAUGGAUUCCUGUACGGCGGCAAUACAAAUUGAGGUUGAAAUCCUUGAUCUCAAUGGAGGGGUAGCUGACAAUGUGCAAAUCCAGGUGGAAUAUCUAUGGGAACCAGUUCAAUGUUUCCAUUGCAAAGUUUUUGGACAUAAAUCGUCCUCUUGCCCUAAAUCUGUAAUCAAAGGCAAGCAUGUGGAGGGGAGGAAAGAUGCAGAAGGCUUUGUUAGAGUGGAAAAGAAACAGUGGAGCGCUAAAACAGGAGGUAAUGCUAAAAAAUUUGUUCCUCGGCAAGAUAAAGUUAUGGAAAGGCAAGUCCCUAUGCCGGAGGUUGUGGGCGCCAGUACCUCGGGUAAAGAGGUAAUGGAUGAUCGUAAUAAGGGCAUUUCUUUGGAUCCUUCUAAGCAACCUGGAUGUUAUGAGACGAAUAAAGGCCCAGGUACGCUUUCUGUUGGUGUUGAUUCUGGGUCUUCUUCCACACAGUCUUCCCACUCUACACAUUCUAGUACUCAGGCCACUCCCCUUAUUGAUUCUAUGGUUAAAAACUUUCGGUUGGCCCGGAGGGGUGUAAUACGUGACCCCCCCUUAGCUGCUAACAAAUUUGGUGUUCUUGAGAAGUUGGGUGACGUGGAACUUCAUGGGGGGGCCAAACCGAGGGGGGAUUCCYUUGAGAAUKUUUSBUCUUYUAUUUUUGGUCGGUGGUCUUGGAUUUCUAACCAAGUGGAAUGUGAUUMUGGAACUCGUAUUAUCAUUGCAUGGGAUUCACGAGUUUUAGAUGUUAUGCUUUUGGAGAGACAAUUAUGGUCGGGAUUGAGGAAAUUUAAGGUCUUGAUUGGAGCGCAACCUUGGGCCAUAAUGGGGGAUUUCGAUACCAUGCUUUUCCCUCAUGACGGUUUUGGUGGAUCCUCUCGUCGUAAUGCUGACAUGGCGGAUUUUUUUGCUUGUAUUGAGGAUGUUGAAGUUUUUGAUCUAAAUUACACAGGUGUCCAUUACUCAUGGAACCAAAAGCCGAAUGCUUCUGGGGGUAUCUUGCGUAAAUUGGACAUAAUUAUGGCUAACUCAGAGUUUACUUCUAAAUGCCAAGAUAUUACUGUUCAUUUCUUUCCGGCUGGUCUUUCGGAUCACUCUCUGGGUGUUUUAUCUUUUAAAGGAGGCGCUCGAAAAAGGAGGUAUGGUUUUAAAUUUGAUAAUUUCCUGACAGAACAUCCGGAUUUCUUGCAGAUUGUUCAAGAGGAAUGGUCUAAGUAUAUUGAGGGAUCCUUUAUGUUUCGGGUUACUUCUCAUCUGAAAACUCUUAAGGUCCCUUUUCGUAAGCUGAGGAAUUCCUAUGGAAAUCUUGGGCAGCGUGUUGCUUUUCUGAAAACUGAGUUAGACCGGAUCCAGAUCGAUGUGGAUAAUGAUCCUUCUAAUGCUGAUUUGGGGAGGGAUCUUGGGGAUAUUCGUCUGUCGUAUCAAUUGGCUUGUUGGGAUGAAGAAUGUGCUGCUAAGCAGCGUGCCAAAGUCAAAUGGUUAAAUGAAGGCGACUCGAAUACGAAGUUUUUCCAUAGGGUGAUUAAAGAACGUCAUCACUCUAACUCUAUCAUGUCUGUAUGUAAUAGUCGGGGCAAUUAUGUUUCUGGCGAUGAUGUCCCUAAAGAAUUUGUGGAUUAUUUUAAGAGUUUCUUUGGUGUUCGGAAUGUUUCUAYAGACCCGGUCRUGRCUAAUAUUUCUUUUCCAAGGAAGUUAAUUCUGUCAGAAGCUCUUGAUAUGAUUCGGCCGGUCACGAAUGAAGAAAUUAAAAAUGCUAUGUUUAGCAUUGGAAAUCAUAAAGCCCCAGGCUCUGAUGGGUUUUCUUCAAAAWUUUUCAAGGCGUCAUGGGGAAUCAUUGGCCGUGAUGUGGAGAUAGCGGUCCAUAAUUUUUUCUAUCGAGGUAAGCUCCCGAAAGAACUGAACCAUACGCUUAUUUGUCUUAUUCCUAAAUCUGCUAAUGCUUCUAAGGUUACGGACUACAGGCCUAUAGCUUGUUGUACUGUUCUCUAUAAAUGCAUUAGUAAAGUUAUUGCUAAURGAAUGAAGGGGUGUCUGGAUUCUCUUAUUGAUAAGUCCCAGUCGGCUUUUAUUCMGGGUAGGAGGAUAACGGAUAAUAUCCUUAUGGCUCAUGAACUUGUUACUGGGUAUCAGUCGUUGGGGAUGGGAUUCCAUCCGGUUAUGGUUAAUUGGAUAAGGGAGAUGGUUUCCACUACUUCUUUUUCUCUGGCGAUAAAUGGCAAUUCUUACGAUUUUUUCCAAGGGGGUCGGGGUCUUCGGCAAGGGAAUCCUUUAUCCCCAUAUCUAUUCACUAUUGUCAUGGAGGGUUUCUCUAUGAUUCUUCGGCAAUGUAUUCAAGAGGCUUCUGAUUUUGGAUAUCAUCGGGGUUGUGAAGAUCUGAAUAUUACGCAUCUUUGCUUUGCGGAUGAUCUAUUUGUUUUUACUAAGGGCGAUGUCCAGUCGGUGGAGGUGCUUAAAAAGGCUCUUUGUAUUUUUCAUAAACGAUCGAGGUUAGAACCUAGCCUUGAAAAGAGUGAGGUCUUCUUUGGGAAUGUGUCUCCUAACAUUAAGGAGACCAUUCUUGAGUGUCUCCCGUUCAAACAAGGUCUUGGUAUUAGGCGUGUUGCCACAUGGAAUAGGGCUUUACUUGCGAAACAUGUUUGGGAUAUUCUCAGACAUCGUGAUUCUUUGUGGGUUCAAUGUGUGUAUUGUCAUAUUCUUCGUUCUUCUCGUUUCUGGCUGGUUCGGAAGAGCUCCAAUUGGUCUUGGAUUUUCCGUAAGUUGUUGGACCUUAGAGCUCAUUUGCGAUGUUUUCUUUUCUCCAAGAUUGGUAAUGGUCGGGAUACAAAUGCUUGGGAGGACUUUUGGCUGGCUUGUGGACAUCUUUCGGCCUUCUUAUCCUAUCGGUUUAUACAUUCUUGUAGGUUCUCGACUGGCACUUCGGUUAGAGAAUUACUUAUUAGUAUCGAUGGGGUAUGGCCGGAAGAGUGGUGUAACAGGAUUACUACAUGCCGUUAUUAUACUGUCCCAUCUUUAAAUGAUGUUGUUUGUGAUGAAGUUCUGUGGGGGGCUAACUGCACUUCUAGGUCUUUGUUUUCUGUUCGUACUGCUUGGGAAUCUUUAGAUAUGACUCAUCCGAUUGUUCCGUGGUAUAAAUCGAUAUGGUUCUCGGGUCAUAUUCCUAAGCAUGAUUUCUGUUUAUGGCUUGCUUGUCAGAGACGUCUCCCUACUCAAGACCGCCUAAUUUGGAAGGAUGAACCCCCGGAUUUGAAGUGUCCGUUAUGUGAUAAUUGUAUUGAUAGCCAUGCUCAUUUAUUCUUCCAAUGUGUUUUUACUCGGGAGAUGUCUAGUCGAUCACGAAAAUCAGAGAGAACUGCCCGCCCGGCAUCUGAAGAAAGGGAGGAAUCUCCCGUUAAUCCACCUUCAAGGAGUAGAAGACGUGGAAGGGGUAGGCGUAGAGGUCAAGGAAGAAGCCAAAUUCCUGAGAGGAGUCAGGUCGAGAUUCGCCCUGAUCAUGGGGAAACUAUUUCUAGGAAUGCUCAACAAGAACAAAGGCAACAAUCAGAGUUUAUAACUAGAACGAUCUGGAAGAAGAAAUGGGAAAACUGA
Molecule: messenger RNA, 4206 nt
Organism: Cynara cardunculus var. scolymus (artichoke)
Lineage: Eukaryota; Viridiplantae; Streptophyta; Magnoliopsida; Asterales; Asteraceae
Exons: 7
Coding region: 1-4206 (1401 amino acids)
Source: RefSeq, a predicted model, not a curated record